AUGUCCAUGAGUGGCAGCUUUCGGCACAUGGCGUGCAAGUUCUGCCGCGAUCGCAAGGUCCGAUGCGGUGGCGAGCAGCCGUCAUGUGAGAAGUGCCGGCGAGCUGGCGAGGAGUGCAUCUACCUUCCGUCGCAAAGGUCGCCAACAAAGGCCAGCCUUGCUGAGACCGUGGACACGCUGCAAAAGCGCCUAGAGGAGGCGGAGACUCGCAUCACUAGAAUGGGGAGGCAUUCAAGCCAGAGUCUUACGCCGCACAUACCAUACAGCCAGCUGUGGCCUAUGAGCACAGAGUAUUUGGCGCAGGCGUCAUCGUUAUUAUCCUCUGACAACUUGAACUCGUAUUCCGGCCUUGCUGCGCCCUCGGCGAAUCUCUACAAUCAGUCUGCCAAGAGCUACUCGGCCGAGCCCACGCAGCACGACAGGAUGGGCUCGGUCGACACCAACUUGACGCGCCCGGGCACGGGGAAGACGGACCCGCUGCAGUUCCGUGAAGAAGAUGCAGAGAGCAACUCUUCCUCGUUUGCGGACCUCUCUGCACGGCUUGGGCUGCCAGACCACCGAAGGGCCAGCUACCCAAGGCAGUUCUUCGACGCCAACACGUCCUCCAGCAACACGUCCAUGUUGGACACGCCACAGACGGAGAAGACAGCCGAGGAGAUCGCUGGUCCGAUACUGAACCACAUCUCAGUGUUUUCCACGGCAGUCUUCCGGCACCAGGCGGAAAUAUGCGGCAUCGCCGGCGUGCUGUCAGAAUACGUCGCGUGGCUGCGCAGGUCCCCGCCUGGGGUCAGCCCUUCCGGAGCCAACUCUGUCUACUCGAACGUGCUGGAGACGAUCGAGGCUCGCCUUCGGGAGCUGCGAGAGAUAGCCGAGAGCAGGCACGUUGGCUCGUUCCACGACCUAGCCGUGGGGGUCAGGGAGCUGGUCCCCGCGGGCAGCACCCACUCGCACGCCAUUGGCGACCUGGAGCGAGACUUGCAAAAGCAGGCGGCCGACCUGUCACAUUUCUUCAAGACCCGGUACAAUGCGUGCUCCAUGCUCUCAGAGCAGCUCCGGAGCAUGCCGUAUGGCCCGAUGGACCAGGGCAAUAAGCCUGGCCUAUGA
This is a messenger RNA of Diaporthe batatas, 1104 nucleotides long. RefSeq lists its product as uncharacterized. The transcript is spliced from 2 exons. The record is from RefSeq and is a predicted model, not a curated record. Gene Ontology annotation, biological process: positive regulation of transcription by RNA polymerase II. The coding region runs from base 1 to 1104 and encodes 367 amino acids. Gene Ontology annotation, molecular function: sequence-specific DNA binding; DNA-binding transcription factor activity, RNA polymerase II-specific; zinc ion binding. NCBI's taxonomy places the organism in Eukaryota, Fungi, Ascomycota, Sordariomycetes, Diaporthales, Diaporthaceae.